Molecule: messenger RNA, 5272 nt
Organism: Heterocephalus glaber (naked mole-rat)
Lineage: Eukaryota; Metazoa; Chordata; Mammalia; Rodentia; Bathyergidae
Gene: Gga2
Product: golgi associated, gamma adaptin ear containing, ARF binding protein 2
Biological process (GO): protein localization to cell surface; Golgi to plasma membrane transport; intracellular protein transport
Cellular component (GO): trans-Golgi network
Molecular function (GO): small GTPase binding; ubiquitin binding; phosphatidylinositol binding
Source: RefSeq, a predicted model, not a curated record
CCUGCAGUGUCGGCAGCCCCGGAGCGCAGCGGGCAGCGGCCUUCGGGACCUGAGACCGCUGGACGCGGUGCGGGCUGGGCGGAUGGCUACGACCUCCGUGGCUGCGGGGACCGGGGCCGCGGCGGGGUCCGAGUCGGCGGAGGGUCCCCCUGGGCCGGCCGCGGCGCUGGAGCUGUGGCUCAACAAAGCCACAGACCCAAGUGUGGCAGAACAGGAUUGGUUAGCUGUCCAGAAUUUCUGUGAGCAGCUGAACACUGAUCCUAGUGGCCCAGCACAUGCGCCCUGGCUGCUGGCCCACAAGAUCCAGUCUCCACAAGAGAAGGAAGCUCUCUAUGCCUUGACGGUGCUGGAGACGUGCAUGAACCACUGCGGGGAGAAGUUUCAUGGCGAGGUGGCCAAGUUCCGCUUCCUGAAUGAGCUGAUCAAGGUGUUGUCUCCAAAAUACCUCGGGGCCUGGGCCACGGAGAAAGUGAAAGGCAGAGUCAUUGAAAUACUCUUUAGUUGGACCGUCUGGUUUCCAGAGGACACCAAGAUCCGAGACGCUUACCAGAUGCUGAAGAAACAAGGAAUCAUAAAACAAGACCCUAAACUACCAGUGGAUAAAAUCUUACCCCCACCUUCUCCGUGGCCCAAGAGCUCCAUCUUUGAUGCUGAUGAAGAGAAGUCAAAGCUUCUGACAAGACUUCUGAAGAGCAGCCACCCUGAGGAUCUUCAGGCUGCAAACCGGCUGAUCAAGAGCUUGGUCAAGGAGGAACAGGAGAAAUCAGAGAAGGUGUCUAGGAGAGUGAGCGCGGUGGAAGAGGUGCGGAGCCAUGUGAAGGUCCUGCGGGAGAUGCUCAGCAUGUACCAAAGACCGGGGCAGGCCCUGCCGGACCAGGAGGCCUUGCAGGUCGUGUAUGAGAGGUGUGAGAAGCUGCGGCCCACACUGUUCCGGCUGGCAAGUGACACCGCUGAUGACGACGACGCGCUCGCGGAGAUUCUCCAGGCAAAUGACCUGCUCACUCAGGGAGUUCUGCUGUACAAACAGGUGAUGGAGGGUCGAGUCACCUUUGGGAACACAGUGGCCAGCUCAGUGGGAGACAUUCCUGCCUCCAGAGUCUUUCAGCAUCCAGCAUCAGGCUGCAUGAAGAAUUGCCCCCUGAUUGACUUGGAGGUGGACAGUGGUCCUCAGCAGGCUGGGCCGGUGGCACCAUCCUUGCUUCAUCAGGACCUGGCAGCCUUAGGGAUCAGUGAUGCUCCUGUCAUGAGCAAGGUUGCCGCCCAGAAUUGCUGUAAGGAAAAGAAGAAUCCUACCGGCAGCACCCUACCCGGAGGUGGUAUUCAGAGCCCUUCUGCAGACAGGAACUUACUGGAUCUCCUGUCCCCAGAGCCUUCUCCAGGCCCUCUGAAUUAUGUUCCACAGAAGAGUAUCCCCAAGGAAGUGCCGCCAGGCACUAAGUUAUCCCCGGGUUGGUCGUGGGAAGCUGGCUCGUUGGCUUCUUCCCCGGCCUCACAGAGUACACCUCUGGCUCAAGUGUUUGUCCCUUUGGAGUCGGUGAAGCCCAGCAGCCUGCCUCCCGUCAUUGUGUACGACCGGAAUGGAUUCAGGAUUCUGCUCCACUUCGCCCAGACGGGGGCACCCGGCCACCCUGAGGUGCAGGUGUUACUGCUGACCAUGACGAGCACUGCUGCCCAGCCUGUGUGGGACAUCACGUUUCAAGUGGCGGUGCCAAAGUCAAUGCGAGUGAAGCUGCAGCCAGCGUCCAGCUCCAAGCUUCCUGCAUUCAGCCCUUUGAUGCCUCCAGCUGUGAUAUCUCAGAUGUUGCUGCUUGACAAUCCACACAAAGAACCUAUCCGGUUACGGUAUAAGCUGACAUUCAACCAGAGUGGACAGCCCUUCAGCGAAGUAGGAGAAGUGAAAGAUUUUCCCGACCUGGCCGUGUUGGGGCAGCCUAACUCCUCACAAGAGGACCCUUGGAGUCAGGCUUAGGCCAAUGUUCUCUGUCUUGUCGGGUAGUUGUGGUGACUCUGCAAAGUGCCAGGGCUCUGUCCCGAUGCUGGCUCUGAAUGGCAGCCUCUGACCUGUCUGCAGAUCUGUGCCUGUGUGUUGUUGGGGCCGGGGGUGGGGAGCAGGGCUUGGGAUGCAGGCAGUGUCGGGGACUGACGACCCUCUCUGCUGCAGUCCUGUUUCCGCAUGUCGGUGGACACUGCUGUCCCUGCCUUGGGUUGGAGGUUUUAUAAGCCAAAGGUUUUUUCAUGUGUUGUUAUCUUUUCAUUCACCCACUCUGUGCCUUGUCUGCCUUUGAAAUUCUCGGUUGCUCCCAGGCUGCUGUUCUCAGGGACCUUAAAAGGGACCUGGUCGGUCUUGGGGCAGAGCACGUCCUCUGAGGCACCUGCUUCCAAGAAAGACCUUGUCUCCAUUUUCAUUCAAGAAUGCUGCUUGUGUGUGCUGGGAGAGGACUCCUGAGUAGAAUGCUUGUCGCACUGUUUCCAGAUGAGGGGCUGCUGCGAGCCCAGAAGAGCACGCUUGGGCCAAUCAUGUCCUUCACCACUGUGCCUUAGAAUUGCCCUCCAUGGACCCUUGGGCAGGAGCAAGCAGACCCCAGGCCUUGCCCAGGCCUCAGGUUACUUGAGGGCUGAACAGCCUGUCCGGGCCCUGACUCAGGACCCUCAUUUCUCUCCUCAUUCUCUUUUCUCCACAAGCGUUUCCUCCGAUCUCUGUGACACCAUGUCAGUUAUAAAUCCUAGCUAGCAGCCAGUCCUUGUCUGUUGACUUCACAGUACAAGAUGGGGAACUCUGACAUAGAUAGACAUGAAGAGAGUUGGGCAGUGAUUUAAGUUGUAACUAACUAUAGAAAGUCUUUUAAUAAACACCAUGUCGCAAAUUCGCCUUGUGGAAUGUGGAGUAAGUAGGAGUGAGCAUUUAGGGGUGAUAGGCCUGAAGAGAACUGUCUCCUGCUGAGAUGUAAGGAAGACUUCGUGAAGGACAGAGCUUUACCUACCUCACUGAAGAGCAAAGCCCUGAAGCCCUGUGCAAAGCUGGAAAUGUGUUACAUUUAUCAACUGAAGGGGGAAAUUCGGGCUUAUAAAUAGUUAAUACUUACCAUCAAGCACCUGUUGCAUGUUAAGAACUUUGAUGUGUGGGCUGGGGAUUUAGCUCAGAGGCACUGUGCCUGCCAUGCAAGCGCAAGGUCCUGAGUACCAGAAAACCCACUUUGAUUGCAAGUUCAGCAAGUCCUGCUUGGCCUGAUCAGUAGGAGCAGGAACGCGAGCCUGGCUGAGAGGGGUUGAGGAAGGGCUGAGAACUUGGCUCUGUUUGGAGCUCUCAGUCGUGAGGUCUGGUUCUAUGACAUAUCUUUUGACUUCUAAGAUAAUUAGCAGUCUGGGCAGACAAGGUGUCCCAGCCCUGUAAUCCUGGCACUCUGGAGGCUGAGGUGGGAUUGCUGUGAGUUUGAGGCCAUCCUGGGCGACGUAGUGAGUCCAAGGCCAGCCUGAACUGAACUAUGCAGCGAUACACCCCCCUACACACACAAAAAAAAAUUAGGAGAAGUUUGCCACAUUAUUGGGUGGGAAUAGGUAUGGUAAAUUUUAAGCAAAUGUGGAAAACUUACAAAACAUAAACUGGGGUGGUUUCUUCAUUUGACCUAAUUUGUGAAGGACUAACUUUGAUCCAAAAUGAUAUUCAGGUGUUCUUAGUUUUUAUUGGCUCCAUAGCUGUUAGGGAAAGUUUUCAAGGAGUUCCCACCACAACCACCUAUGCCUCUCCUCUGAAGAACUUGUCAUAGAAGACAUGAAAACAGAGGCUUUUUAUCCUGUAUUUUGAAGGUGAACUCAUGCAUGUACUUGAACAUCAUUGUGCCUCCAGGAGAGAAUGGUACUCUGCAGGUAGUGUUGGACAGAAUAUGGGUAUCACCCAACCAUGACCACCUACCCUGAACCAGAUACCGCUGUGGGCACCAUAGAUGUAAUGGUGACCAAAGUCCUCUGGAGGGAGAUGCAUUCAUAAUCUAUCAGCUGGAUACCUGAGUCCACACGGUGAGUGUUCUGAACUUUUUUGGAUCCUAUUCACCUUUAUUUCUUGAUCUACCUCUGCCCCUUAAAAGUGGUGGCUCCCCAGGGCUUAGACCUUAAGAGUCUUUUAAAUCUACACACUGAGUGUGGCAGUCAAACCCUUUGAGACCACUAGGUGAACCCCAGCCCCAUCCCAGGCUCCCACCUUGCUGAGGUCAGAUCUGUAUUUCACACUCGCCAUGGGUGUCUUUAUCUAGGGUGCCACUGUUGCUUCAGACUCCCAAGAAUAGAACCCAUCCCCUGCACCUGAGACUUAAUGGAUCCUUGGUUCCUGCUUCAUCUAUAUCUGCUCAGUUUUGCUUCGUUUAGUAUGUUUUCUAAAUAUUACCACAUCCAAGCUGGGCAUGGUGUCACACUGAAAAUCGCAGCACUCAAGUCAUGGCAGCAGGAUUGUAUGCUGGAGCCUAGCCUGAACAAUUUAGCAACUGAGCAAGACCCUGUCUCAAAAAUAUAAAGGGGCUAGAGAUAGAUGUUCAGUGGAAAGGUCUUGAGUUUAAUCCCCACUACUGGGGAGGAAAAAACUUGAAGUGGAUAUAUUAAUAUCAGGCAGAAUAAACUUAGACAAGAAUAUUGGUAGAAAGGUACAUUUAAUAAUAAUAUUAGUGUAUAGAAGAUAAAAAAUUGUAUAUGCACCUGAUAUUGCAGCCCCAAAUACCUGAAGCAAAAACAACAGGAAAGUGGACUAUUUAACAAUAAAAGUUGGAGAUUUCAAUACCUUAUUUUCAAUAAUUAGUAGAAAAACUAGACACAGGUCCAGGGAUUUAGUUCAGUGGUUCCACCACCUGCCUCGCAAGCACAAGGUCCAGAGUUUGAUCCCUGGUACCAAAAACCCCCAAAAAACUAGACACACAAUCAGCAAGGAUGUAAAAUAGUUGAACAACACCAAUAACUAAGUUUACCUUGACUGCAGAUACUCUUUCUCAAGUGCACGUGGAAUAUUUUUCAGGAAAGACCAAGUUAGGAUGUAGAGUCUCAUCACUUGUAAAAGGGUUUAAGUCACGCAAAAUUUAUAACCACAUGGAAUGGAAUGAAAUUGGAAAUUAACAGAAAAUCUGAGAAAUACUUGAUAUUUGUAUUUUUAAAAAUUUAAACAUUUUAGAUAUACAUAAUAGUCAACAUAGGAAAUUUGUACCUGUACAUGAUGUAUCUUGCUGCUUUUUUUCCCAUUCCCCUUCCCUCCGUUCACACUUUCUUCCCCGCCUUAUUUACAAAAGCUUCAAAA